AUGAAAAUUACUUCAAGCUUCUCAGGCAUCCUUCUAGCAUUCCUGUGGGGAACUGCAAGUGCCAAUGAUACCGUCUUGCGUUACAAGCAACCAAUCCCACCCGAUGUCCAAGUUGUCGGCACAAAGCCUGAAUUCGGCGAAGUACAAGAUGCGAACCCCGGCGUGCUGCUCUUCCCCGAAAACGGCGGUUAUUACUUGAAGCACCCCGAUAGUAAUAUAGUUGUGGCGGUUUCAUCUGACGACUUGAGCACCGAACUGGACCAAUCCUACAUGUCUCUAUCUCGCAAGCUUGAAGGCGAAGGGAACCACGAAGAGGCUGUCGAUGUAGUCCGGGUACUACAAGAGAAUGGAGCUGAUUUGCAGAAGCGAGAGGACGAUACCGACUGCGGAUCUGCUUGCGGUGGUAGCUACAGAUGUAGCCAUCCCCGCUGCGUUUAUCCUCACAUACCUGGAAAAUGCGUCCAUUACAGUGGCUGCUAUAUUUGUUCUUCGAACCGUGUUUGCAUCUGA
This is a messenger RNA of Penicillium cinerascens, 510 nucleotides long. RefSeq lists its product as uncharacterized. The record is from RefSeq and is a predicted model, not a curated record. Lineage: Eukaryota; Fungi; Ascomycota; Eurotiomycetes; Eurotiales; Aspergillaceae. The transcript has a single exon. The coding region runs from base 1 to 510 and encodes 169 amino acids.